UCCGUCGACCGCGCACCAGCGGCCGCCACGACGAGCCGAUGACCGACACAUGAAUCAGCAUAUGGUAUUGCUCCUCCCCCCGCAAUCCUUAAGGAUACAGUAACAAAAGGGUGAUAUAUUGUGAGUGACAGUCUGUGUUAAUCAUUUUGACCAUGGGGCUCAGCAAGGUUGAAGUGAACCUGAGAAGGCUGCUUGAGGCAGCUCCUAGACAGCAGAAUCAGGCCAAGCUUGUCCAUUAUGUAACCACGGCCAGAGGGCUGUUGGAGCAGCUCGGAGCAGAAAGUACACCUGAAGGGUUAUCAAGUGUUUCAAAAGCUAAGCCUAGCGGAUAUUCAGAAAUGAUUGAAGCAUUAGCUGCCACGCUCUUUGCUCCACCAGAAAAUGAAAAGCUGGCUGAUGAAAUCAGAGGAGAGUCUUGUCAAGGAGAUCAGAUAGAAAGUACGAUAACCUUGUCAUCAGAAUUACGGAGGAGAUCAACAGCUCAUUUUGAGAUUGAACCAAACAGUCAUGACAGAAAACAAAGUUAUGUUGGAACACCAAUUAAAUUGGAUGCAGACGCUCAGACUCGCGUUGAAAGGCAGAGAGAGCUGCAAGAAGAUUUGACUGACGAAAUGGUUGAGUUAGCGCACCAACUAAAGGAAAGUAGCCUUGUAAUGAAUCAGUCUGUGCAAGAGACAGGGAAGAUACUUGAUUGCACAGAGAGGGCUGUGGAACAUAGCUUGGCAAGCACCAGUCGAUCGACCGCACACGCAUCAGAGGUAUACUCGCGGCAUUCCAGGACAGGUUGUGUCCAGUGGCUGCUCAUCAUCAUGAUGGCUUGCAUGUUUGUCAUGGUAGUUCUGCUCAUACGGGUCACCUGAUGUCACUGCCGCUGCUGAGAUCAUGCCAUCAGAAACGGUUCUGACAUGACAUAUAUUGACCAGAGCGAGCACCCCCUGCGCUUUCGUUAUGAUUAUUCACACGACGGGGAAGCAAUGUAUACUUGUUUUGUUUGUUAACUGUGAAGUGUACUACAGUUCCACUUGUCGUCCCUCCGUCUCAUCAAACUUGUCUUAGAUUUGUCUAAAUUUUGCUGUACCUACACACUAAAUGGUGUGUAGAUAUGUCCAACAUUUUGCAAAUCUAAGACAACUUUGGGAUGGAGGGAGUAUUAUACAUGGCACACUUUUGUGAUUCGCCAUCAGUAGGUGAAUAAUCAGCCGACACAUGCAUUGUACCCCAGAAGCCUAAAUUUGGUGUGCUACAUAAGUGCAUGUGACAUGGACUAUUUGCCUUCAUCGAUUCAAGUAUAUCUAGAAAGUAGAGGUUAGUGUUACCUCUACAAUCAA
Lolium rigidum is the source of this 1328-nucleotide messenger RNA. RefSeq lists its product as uncharacterized. Gene Ontology annotation, biological process: retrograde vesicle-mediated transport, Golgi to endoplasmic reticulum. The transcript is spliced from 8 exons. Gene Ontology annotation, cellular component: SNARE complex; endoplasmic reticulum. Gene Ontology annotation, molecular function: SNAP receptor activity. The coding region runs from base 153 to 860 and encodes 235 amino acids. The record is from RefSeq and is a predicted model, not a curated record. NCBI's taxonomy places the organism in Eukaryota, Viridiplantae, Streptophyta, Magnoliopsida, Poales, Poaceae.